AUGCGCCCGAUCCUCUUCGCCACUUCGGUCCUUGCCGCACUGGCUGCUGCAGACAGCACAACCACCAUCAGCUACUUUGGACUUGAUGCCAAUGUCAAUACGUACGGUGCAAAGCCCGGUGCCUACACCAGCACCGCUGCCAGCGUGGUCGGCAGCGAUAGCACCGCAACCACAUACGCAAUCGCCUGUUUGAAGGGCGCCGAAAAAUGCGCUCUCCCUCACCCCGUAACCCUAGUCCAGGGUUCUGCGACCUACAGCCUCUCAGGCGAAUACAGCAUUGAGACCAUGGGCGCGACAGGCAUCAUCACCGACGUUGAGGCCUGCACUUUUACUCAUUCCACUGAAUCAGCCUCUUGCUCGUGGAGCGUCGAUUUCACCAUCUCCUCGGGAGAUAUGACCAUUUCGACUUCCAACACGGAUUCGAAGAGUGUUGAGCCGAAGUCGAUCAGCUGGCGCAACCUUGAAGUCACGGCCGGUGUUGGUGCACUCACUUCUACCACCUCUGGGUCGGCCACCGAGGCUACUACCGGUGCUGCGUCUACUGAAGCCGCUACGGCUGGGGCUACUGUGACUGCGGCUUCUGAUGCUGGAGCCACUUCUACUGGCGGUGCUGCUCGCGGAAAUGCUUUGGCCACGGCUGGGCCAAUGGGGGCUGUUGUUGCUGUUAUUGUGGCGAUAUUAUGA
This is a messenger RNA of Penicillium olsonii, 684 nucleotides long. The record is from the annotation of a GenBank genome assembly. Lineage: Eukaryota; Fungi; Ascomycota; Eurotiomycetes; Eurotiales; Aspergillaceae.